AUGACAUCGAAUCAGCCACCACAUUCAGAAAAUCCAUCUGCGAAAGGCAAGGACGAUGGUCCGACAUCGUCAACGCCGCUCGCGCUGCCCGCCCCGCAGGAUGCCCCUACUUCAGCGACAGAACCAUCGCAGACAUUCAAACUUGACGCUCUGGGCCCGCUUGUCAUUAAUUCAGACGGUACGCUCUCGAGAAUUCACAACUGGGCCGAGAUGACCGAGCUGGAGCGGGAACGCACCCUGCGCAUUCUUGGGAAGCGGAAUCAACUCCGAAGAGAAAACGUUCUUGAUUCUGAGGCUGACCAUGUCAAUGCCGAGCCUGGGAAGCAAUAA
Cladophialophora immunda is the source of this 330-nucleotide messenger RNA. RefSeq lists its product as uncharacterized. Bases 1 to 330 code for a protein of 109 amino acids. Lineage: Eukaryota; Fungi; Ascomycota; Eurotiomycetes; Chaetothyriales; Herpotrichiellaceae. The record is from RefSeq and is a predicted model, not a curated record. The transcript has a single exon.